This is a messenger RNA of Papilio xuthus (Asian swallowtail), 4319 nucleotides long. Its product is annotated as folliculin-interacting protein 2. Gene Ontology annotation, molecular function: protein-folding chaperone binding; ATPase inhibitor activity. The transcript has 13 exons. Lineage: Eukaryota; Metazoa; Arthropoda; Insecta; Lepidoptera; Papilionidae. Bases 236 to 3325 code for a protein of 1029 amino acids. Gene Ontology annotation, cellular component: cytoplasm. The record is from RefSeq and is a predicted model, not a curated record.
CAGGAAGAGGGGAGGCGUACUUCUAUGUUUACUUACUUUUUAGUCAGAGGCUAGUACACUUGCACAUUCCACUCCGGUCGGCCGAUUGCCAGUCGAAUCGCUGCAGUCUUUGUGCAUUUAAAAUCAAACUUUCUGAAUUGCAUUUUGUUAGGCGGUGAUUUUGUGUGACAAGGAUUUCUCUUUUACAUGUCAGUGAACAGCUGUGAGGUCUAUCCAUACAUGACUAUGAAAUAAAAUGAAAUUUAGAUCCUGUGAGAUAACUCCGGAGCAAGUGAGGUUGCUACUGUUCAAAGAGUGUGAUUGGAGGGGUAGGAAAGUUCUCUUUGAUUCAUCUACAAUAGAGAGAAUCCCAGCUGAUAAGAAUGGAAAGCCAGAUCAACACCAGAAGACUGAUAUCCCUUGUAUUGUGGAGGUGGCAGAUGGAUACAGCUAUGUGUAUAAGGGGCCGGCGGCGGACGCGAGCGUGCUCGGUGAUAUGAUAUUUGGUGCUGUCGCGAUGAACUUUAAAAAUGUCUCGCUGAAGAUUCACAUUAUGAAUGAUCCUAAAAGGUUUAUGUGCACGAAAGUGUUCUGCGUACCAAUGUCCCGAAGGAUAAGCCGCGUCGAGCGCAAGACCAGCGAAACCAACAAUAACGUGGUGCGCAACUCAUCGACGCCUUUAAACGUGCCAUCGUGGAGGGGAGAGGAGGUGUCACUCAGUUUCUCCAUCGAUAGGGGAGAUUCGGGUUUCUACAGCGAGCAAUCACCUUUCAGCAGCGUGGGGUCAAACUUCGAACACUAUUCCAUGUACGAUACCGGGGAUAGAAGUAACACGCAGGACGAGUUAAGUUUCCAUUGCCCGUCGGGUCGCAAGCUAAGCGUGUCCAGUACAGGCAGUUGGCAACGUAGAACCUUCCAGAGUAUGGCCACACGCUUCGACCUCGGCAGUUCCAGCUUCCUCAGUGUUCCUAACACCGCCAGUUCUGAUUCACAGAUGUACAGCAAUAGUACAACGAGCGGCACAAGUGAUAGCCUCCUGAGCGCAACAUCAGGAGUAGCGCCGCGUAGGAACAAGCUGGGAUUAGCUUUGUUGAUCACUGUACCUGAUUCCUCUGAUAUGGAUUUCAUCCGUCGGUGUGUGGAGCACUCACCUCAGUUGCAAGCAUUGGUGUGUCGAUUACGAGCCGCGACAAUGGCUGCGGGAGCUGGAGGCAACUUUGUAUCUACGUUACAUAAAGCUACGAGGGAUGCUGCGAGAUGGUUAUCUGACUUAAUGUACGGUCCACGGCUACAGUCAUCGUGGUUGAGCCUGCUAAACUGCGAGCCGCGUUCUUGCGCCAAGCAGUCAGAAUCCUUGUUGUCGGAUAUCUGCGCAGUGUUAACAGUGGGAGACACCAAGGAUACUAAUUUUUUCAUCAGCACUCUGCUCACCAACGUGCUCACUUAUCACCUCGGCUGGGUGACUACAGUCAGCCCGUACGACGCCAUCGCCCUCGCGGGAGGUCAGGCAAAGCCCUCCGGCAAAGAGUGUCGUCGUCCAUACAACGCGCUGUGGGCGCAGCUCGGCGACCUCUGCGGCAGCAUCGGCUGUCCACCCCGCGCCGCCAGGACCAUCAUCGCCGGCACCACCAACGCGCACUUCAUCAACAAACUCCUCACCGUGCUCACAUACUUCGUCCGCUGUGGUGAUGUCACCAGGACCGACUUCGCAUACAAAGACUGUGAUUAUCAGGAAGGCAAAGUCAAAUGUGUCAAUGUCGCACACGAUUACGGUCUCGGCGGGAACGAGUCGUGCGGGAAUAGCGCCGGGCGACUCAAGUCGCCCGAUAGUUUAAAAGUGCCGUCGUUCAAUACUCAGAGUAGCGGUAGUAGUGUUAGUACGUUAGUUUCGAGCGAGGUCAGCCUCAAAAGGUCGGCGACGCUCUCUAAUUUUAAUGAUAAGCUCUCUAAUGCCUCGGAGCCGGCGGUCUGCAGCGAGAGGUCGGUCGCCGGGAUGAGGAGGAACCCCACGGUGCUGAUCUCAUUGAAAGGUUCGGACUCGAGUCUAGAUUCCUCCGGGUCGGACUUGGAGUCGGAGAAUAAGGUGGUGUUCGUUCUGGGCGAGGACGAGAAGUUGGUCGGUUUGAAGAACAAAUCGAAUGGCGGAAGGAGCGUCAAGAAGUCCUCGAAUGCGCAGAAGGAGGGGACGGGUCCAGUGGCGCAGGAGACGUGCUCGGGGGCCCGGCGGGACUGCGCGCGGGACAGCUCGUGCGGCCCCGACAGCCCCUCCAAGUGCUGCCGUCAGACACUGCAACAUUCCAAGCCAAUAAAACAUUCCGGUUUUAAGUUUGAAUUCGAUAAGUACCCACAGAUAGUCACUAAUUAUAUGAAGAGCAAAAACUUAGAGAUACUAGAUAGGCAUUACAUAGGGAAGCCGGGGAACUUAAAGCUGGACAACUUCCAGUUCGACCCGACGAUAGUUCCGCCCAUCCAGGAGGAGAGAUGCGACACUUGCUACAAGUGCCAGCUGAUGGAGUCGCUGCUGCAGACGCCCACCAAUGCUUCCGAAAUGGAGUACAUGAACGACAUGCCCCGACAGUCUGAGCCGCAAGUCGCCAAAGAGGUCAUCGUGGGAGAUGAGAAACGCGAGAUGUCGCCGAAGACUUUUGUCAGAAAACGAAAGGAGAACACUAUUAUAGUAAACUUCAGUAGUUCCAGAGACAAUUCAAGGCCGGCACCGCAACGUAGACAUAGACAAAGCGGGGAAAAGCCCAAGGAAACAGUAGACGUGAAGCAAGUUCUAGAAUUUCCAUUGCCAAGUGUUUGUUGUCGAUCUCACCAGUGCCAAAUGCGAUCCGGAUUCGAUGCGUCUCUGUUGGGCGGCCUCACUGAACACUAUAUACCUGAUUUAAUUUUACAAGGAACAAUUUCAAAUCCUAAAAGUUGGGAGACUGAGCUACGGCGGGACCUAGACCUCACAUCGUACCUGAACAAAACUCUGGACACGCCCAUGCAAGCAGUCGCCAUCGUUGGAGAUACAAAUACUUGGGAGGUGCGCGUGGUGGGGCGGGAUUGCGGCUGGGGCGGGCUGUCGCCGUUAGUGGGCGGCAUGUUGGACGCACUGCCUCUCAUGCGACACGCUAAAGUACCCGCCUAUCAGUGCAUACAAUAUUUAGAAGGCAAAUUACGUGAGUUAUGCGUACUAUCCAAGACUCUGGCUGAUCUACUCAUGACGACAGACUUUUGCGACAUCGCUUCACUGACCAAAUCCCUCAACAUUGAUGUGAACGACGUGCCCCUUCUCCUGGCCGUGGCCACCACCCACACGCCGCAGCUGGCCAAUCGCUACGGCAUCAGCUAUAGGUAGCCACGCCCACAACACACACCACGCCCACCACACAACACUUUAUUUCAACACGUCCCCAUAGCUAUAAGACUGACCUAUAUCUAUCAAUAUUGAACACAUCUAUUUUAAAUAAUCCCCUCGCUUACUUUUUACCCCCACUUUGUAACUCUCACUGUCAAAAUUAUGACUUAACGUCACUGUCAACAUUUGAAGUUACGUGUUGCAAUUUUGAUGUAAUUUCUUUUUAACUUUGUAAUACAAAUUGUCCUUUUCCAUUUGUAAUAAGGUUUUUUGAAAUAUAUGAAUGUUAAAAAUAAGAUUUUUCAAAGAUAGAUAAAGUUAAAACAAUUUUGGAUACUUAGUGGAAGUAGCGGCUUUAUACAUUUCUAAACGUACAUAUCAAAUAUAACUUUUUUUCUAUUAGUACUAUAGAUAAUAUAGAUUACAAAAAAAAAUCAGGUAUUUUAUCCAUUUGGGCUUUAACAAUCGGCGUAAUACGUGACAAUUGAAUUUGCACUUUGUCACAAGAGUGAGAAAUCAUUUUUGUAUAGCGUUGUCUCUGUCUAUCGCAGUAACGUAUUGUGACGUCACUUGUGCGAUAGAGACAGCGCUCUACAAAACUAUACCCAUCUUUGCCAUACAUCGCACUCUUGCCAGGUAAAAUGGCGCGUAUUAUAUUUGCUUAUUGAGCUUUGUUUAUCGGUGGGAGACAUAUCUGUGAUUUAAUAGAGUUGGUAUAUUUUUAUUUGUAUAUAUUUACAUAUUUAUUGUGAUUCAAUUUGAUUGGAAAAAUGAGUUUUGAUGUUUUUGCUGUGAUUGCGUUAGAAACGAAAAUAUGUAUAUUUAAUACAUUUUUUUUUGUCAUAAUAAUAGUGUUUUGAACACUGGCAACUAUUAAGUUUAUAUAUGUAAUCAAAUCAUUUAAAUGCUGCCCUUCAUUUGUUACUAACCGUGGAUUUCUGAAACCAAAAUCUCCGUUUAAAAUAUAUUGUUCCCUGUUAUGUCAAAGAUAAUG